CUUAUUCUUUUUCUAGAUCGUCCAUUUUAGUCCGUGUUUUGCACUACAUAUUCUUCCUUAGCUUUUCGUGUUCACUACUACAUUGGUCAUGUUCCACAAACAUCUCUAUAUUAAGUGAAACAAAAACCUAAACAUAGAUGAUGAGCCAAACUUCAAAGGAUACUAUGAAGUACAACAAGGGUGUGAAGAAAAACCGGCUGUUGAUUACAGUUAACGUUCUAGGGAGUCCAGGGCCGUUGAGGUUGAUAGUGAACAAAGAUGAUACAGUGUCAACUGUUAUCGAUUCAUCUCUAAAAUUAUAUGCACGUGGUGGACGGCUUCCUAUUCUCGGAUCAGAUAUCACAAAAUUUGUGCUUUUUUCUUCAAAUGCACCAUCCCAUGCAUUGAGUUCAAGUGAAGCAAUAUGGCUAUCUGGUGGGAGGAACUUUGUGAUGUACAAGAAGAACACUAACUUACAAACAACAGAAGCUAAGUCAGAUUUGAUCACGAACCAAUCAGACAGUCGUAGUUGGAAAUCAUGGCUUCGUAAUCUGAACAAGUCCUUCAAGAUCAUAUCACAUUGAUGUUACUUUUUGACCGCUAUAUGUUCCGACCUACUCAUCAAAUGUUUCUUGGUAAAGAAAAGGAAUGCGCUACUGCAGCUCGAUACGAAUUCUUCCAAUUUAGCUGUCAAAAUUGCUAAAAGGAGUACAGAUUCUUGUGUUGCAAUAACAUUUGUAAGAAUAAGGAUCAGUUGCUUUGUGAAAAUUGAAAGGAUGAGAGUGCAUGUACUUCAUUUACAGUAUUCUAAUGCAUAUUAUGGGGUCUCUAGUUCUCCAUUUUAAUGUA
This is a messenger RNA of Helianthus annuus (common sunflower), 828 nucleotides long. RefSeq lists its product as uncharacterized. The record is from RefSeq and is a predicted model, not a curated record. The coding region runs from base 138 to 563 and encodes 141 amino acids. The transcript is spliced from 2 exons. NCBI's taxonomy places the organism in Eukaryota, Viridiplantae, Streptophyta, Magnoliopsida, Asterales, Asteraceae.